Molecule: messenger RNA, 12918 nt
Organism: Brassica napus (rape)
Lineage: Eukaryota; Viridiplantae; Streptophyta; Magnoliopsida; Brassicales; Brassicaceae
Exons: 2
Coding region: 101-5689 (1862 amino acids)
Biological process (GO): DNA integration
Molecular function (GO): nucleic acid binding
Source: RefSeq, a predicted model, not a curated record
UGCACCAAGAGUGGACAACAUCAAAGCCUUAGAAAGAGAGUUGGGAAGACAGAGAAGAGAAAGAGAAAAGCAAGCCCACUUACAUAGAUUGGGGCUUGAGAUGGAGAGAAACCCGAAUCAACCGGAAGGUGUCUAUGAAGUUGAUGAUCAUAGACAAAAUGUCCAAGGAGUUCCUCCUGGAGCUGCUCAAGAGGAACAUGGCCAAGGAGCUGCAAACCUUAGGCCUCAAAAUCAACAACGCCUGGGAAGAUCCAUUGGCACUUAUGAUCAACCUAACAUAAAUGGGAAUAGGUUGGGCAUUAGGGCACCGCCAGUUGCCAACAACAAUUUCGAGAUCAAGUCAAGCCUCAUCAACAUGAUUGAAAACAACAAGUACCAUGGACUUGCCUUGGAAGACCCACUAGAUCACCUUGACAGAUUUGAUAAGUACUGUGGCUUGUCAAAAACAAAUGGAGUUUCAGAGGAUGCUUUCAAGCUCAGAUUGUUUCCCUUCUCUUUGGGAGACAAGGCUCACACUUGGGAGAAAAACAUCUCAAGUGAUACUAUCACCACUUGGGAUGAAUGCAAGAAGGCCUUCCUCAACAAGUUCUUCUCAGCUACAAGGACUGCCAACCUUAGAAAUCAGAUCUCUGGUUUUCAACAAAGAGGACUUGAAGGAUUUUUAGACGCAUGGGAGAGAUUCAGAAGCUACCUGUCUCAAUGUCCUCACCAUGGCUUCAACAAUGAGAGCUUGCUAAGCACUUUCUACAGAGGAGUCUUGCCUAAAUUCAAAAGCCAGCUUGACACUGCAAGCAAUGGAAACUUCUUGGGGAGGACUGUGGAAGAUGCUUUAGAACUCUUGGAGAACAUGACACAGAGUGACUCUGUCUACAAUGAUGAAUAUGAUAGAAGAGACAGAGGUGGUGGAGGAGAAGAUAUGACCACAAAGAGAGAGCUGAAAGCACUUCAAGACAAGAUUGACAUGCUACUAUCAGAAAAGACCAAGAAAGAGGAGUUACAUAUGGUUGCUGAAGUUGAUAGAGUAGAAUGCCAAGAAGAUAUGUACUAUGUCAAUGCUCAGGGUACAUGGUACAAGAAGGAGCCUGACUAUCAAUACCAGAACAACUACCAACAGAAACCCUUCUACAACAACCAACAGAAGCCAUUCAACAACUACCAGCCAAGACCAUUCUACAACAAUCAGCCUAAGCCAUUCUACAACAACAACCAAGGUGGUUACCAACCCAAACAGAACUUCCCUCCUGGAUUCUCACCAAAACCAAGUCAACCUGCACAAGACCAAGCUGGAUCAUCAACACAACCUCCACAAGAGAGUAGUACUGAAGCUAUGCUGAAACAAUUAUUGGAGGGACAAGCAAGAAGUGAGAAACAAUUAGGGUAUGAGCUGAAAAAUCUCCACAACAAGAUUGAUGGGAAUUACCAUGAUCUAAACAACAAGUUCAAAGCCUUGGAGAACCAGUUUGUCUCUAUGACAGCCAGCUCAAGUCGCCAACAAGGUUCCCUACCUGGAAAGCCUGAACAAAACCCAAAGGAGACAAUAAAGGCAAUCACCCUAAGGAGUGGAAGAGAGUUGCCUCCUAAAGUUCUCAUUAAGGAUAAUGAGAAACAAGGUGGGGAGGUGGUCAUCAAUGUAGAUGAUGAUGUGGUGAUUGUGGAUGAGAAGACUAAUGAGGAAAUCUUGGAGAAGAUAGUUGAAGCUAAGGGCAAGAGAAAGAUUGGAGAGGAGAAAGUUGAGAACAAAAAUGAGGCUGCUACAUCAACAAAGGAGAAAUUGUUCACUCCUCCUCCCUAUGAGCCAAAGCUUCCCUUUCCUGGAAGAUUCAAGAAGCAACUCCUAGAGAAGUACAAAGCCUUGUUUGACAAGCAAAUGAGUGAAGUUCAUCUCACCAUGCCCAUAAUUGAUGCAUUUAUGCUGGUUCCACAAUACAGCAAGUUCUUGAAAGAUGCUGUAGAACAAAAGAAGAAAGAGAUGGAAGGGAUGGUGAUUCUUACUCAUGAGUGCAGCGCCAUUAUUCAGAGACUGACUGUCCCAAGGAAGCUAGAAGACCCUGGUAGUUUCACCCUGCCAUGCGCCAUUGGACCUUUGACAUUUGAGAGAUGUCUAUGUGAUUUGGGAGCAAGUGUCAGCCUCAUGCCACUAUCCAUUGCCAAGAAGCUUGGGUUUACACAAUAUAAAAAGUGCAAGAUCUCUUUGGUGCUAGCUGAUCGAUCUGUCAAGCUCCCCAUUGGCAUCCUAGAAGAUCUUCCUGUCAAGAUAGGAAAUUGUGAAGUGCCUACUGACUUUGUAGUGCUUGAGAUGGAUGAAGAGCCUAGAGAUCCUUUGAUCUUUGGAAGACCUUUCUUGGCAACUGCUGGAGCAAUGGUGAAUGUGAGAGAUGGCACAAUUGAUCUCCACCUUGAAAAAGAUCACACUCUCCAUUUUGAUAUCAAGGAGAUGAUGAAGAAGCCCACAACUCAAAGAGAAAUAUUCUACAUUGAUGAGAUGGAUGUCUUGGCUGAUGAUUUCCUUGAGGAGUUAGCGAUUGAGGACUCUCUUCAACAUGCCCUGACCAUUGAAAGAGAGACCCAAAUGAUUGAAAACAAGGAGAGUGAUGAGCUAGUAAGAAGGCUAGAUGUUCACCUUGAGGAGGAUGGAGAAGAUGAGUUCAUGGAGUUGCCACAAGUGACUCAACAUGCUGCCUCAGCAGACAUUCAAGAGAACCUCCAUGAAGCUGAUUGGAGUGAGCUCAAGGCACCAAAAGUGGAGCUUAAACCUCUUCCCGAUGGUGUAAGGUAUGCUUUCCUUGGACCUAAUGAGACAUAUCCUGUCAUUGUGAGUAGUGAGCUGACUGAGAAUGAAUUGUCUAUGCUUUUAAAUGAACUUAAAAAGUAUAGAAAAGCACUAGGAUACUCACUUGAUGACAUUAAAGGAAUCUCACCAUCUUUGUGCAUGCAUAGGAUACAUCUAGAGGAUGAAUCUAAAACUUCAAUUGAACACCAAAGAAGAUUAAAUCCUAAUUUGAAAGAUGUUGUUAAAAAAGAGAUAAUCAAAUUGUUAGAUGCUGGUGUGAUCUAUCCUAUCUCUGAUAGCAAUUGGGUUUCACCUGUGCAUGUAGUUCCUAAAAAGGGUGGCAUAACAGUUGUUAAGAACGAAAAUGAUGAGUUAAUACCAACAAGAACAAUAACUGGACAUAGGAUGUGCAUUGACUAUCGAAAACUGAAUGCAGCCUCUAGAAAGGAUCAUUUCCCUUUACCAUUCAUUGAUCAGAUGUUAGAGAGGCUAGCUAACCAUCCCUAUUAUUGUUUCCUUGAUGGAUACUCUGGAUUUUUCCAAAUCCCUAUACACCCAAAUGACCAAGAGAAAACGACAUUCACUUGUCCUUAUGGUACCUUUGCAUAUCGAAGGAUGCCAUUUGGACUGUGCAAUGCACCAGCAACAUUCCAAAGAGCAAUGAUGUCGAUUUUCUCUGAUCUUAUUGAGGAUGUAAUGGAGGUGUUUAUGGAUGAUUUUUCUGUAUACGGUUCUUCGUUUGCUACUUGUUUGUCAAAUCUUUGCAGGGUAUUACAGAGAUGUGAGGACACUAACCUGGUGCUCAAUUGGGAGAAGUGUCACUUCAUGGUCAAGGAAGGGAUUGUUCUUGGACACAAAGUUUCUGAGAAAGGAAUUGAAGUGGACAAAGCCAAGAUAGAUGUCAUGGUUGGUCUAGCUCCACCAAGAACAGUGAAGGAUAUAAGAAGCUUCCUUGGCCAUGCUGGUUUCUACAGAAGGUUCAUCAAAGACUUCUCCAAAAUAGCUAGACCAUUGACCAAGCUGCUGUGCAAGGAGAUCAUCUUCAACUUUGAUGAAGAAUGCCUAGAAGCCUUUAAGAAGCUGAAGGAGGAGCUCACCAGUGCCCCAAUAGUUCAACCACCAGAUUGGAGUCUACCCUUCGAAAUCAUGUGCGACGCCAGUGACUAUGCUGUGGGGGCAGUCUUGGGGCAAAAGAAGGACAAGAAGACACAUGUGAUCUACUAUGCUAGUAGAACACUUGAUGAUGCCCAAAUGAAGUAUGCCACAACUGAGAAGGAGCUGUUGGCAAUUGUCUAUGCCUUCGAGAAGUUCAGGAGCUACCUGGUAGGGUCUAAGGUCAUUGUAUACACUGAUCAUGCUGCACUACGACAUCUACUAGCCAAGAAGGAUGCCAAGCCAAGGCUGCUCAGAUGGAUAUUAAUACUACAAGAGUUUGAUCUCGAAAUCAAGGACAAGCCAGGAGUGGAGAAUGGUGUAGCUGAUCACCUUUCAAGAUUAAGAGUGGAGUGUGGGAUUCCUAUUGAUGAGGGACUCCCUGAAGAGCAGAUUAUGGCUAUAGAAGCAAUGGUCACAGCUUGUGAGACUGGAAGGAAGAUUGAAGAAAUGAAGGCAAUUGAUGAAACAGGCCCAUGGUAUGCUGAUCUAGUGAACUACUUGGCAUGUGGAAGGGAACCAUUGAAUCUGACAGGCUAUGCAAGGAAGAAGUUCUUCAAGGAUGUGAAGAGAUACUACUGGGACGAGCCUUACCUCUACACUCUUUGCAAAGAUCAAAUCUAUAGAAGAGUAGUAGCUCAAGAGGAGGUGGAAGGAAUCCUCACACACUGCCAUGGAUCAGCCUAUGGAGGUCACUUUGCCACCUUCAAGACUGUCUCCAAGGUGCUACAAGCAGGAUUUUGGUGGCCCCAUAUGUUCAAAGACACACAAGAGUUUGUGUCAAGGUGUGACCCAUGCCAAAGGAGAGGGAACAUCACCAAGAGAAAUGAGAUGCCUCAAAAUCCUAUCUUGGAAGUGGAAGUGUUUGAUGUGUGGGGCAUUGACUUCAUGGGACCAUUCCCAUCUUCCUAUGGUAAUGAAUACAUUCUUGUUGCUGUGGAUUAUGUCUCCAAAUGGGUGGAAGCUAUAGCCAGCCCAACCAAUGAUGCUAAGGUUGUCCUCAAGAUGUUCAAGAGCAUUAUCUUCCCAAGGUUUGGAGUCCCAAGAGUUGUGAUCAGUGAUGGAGGCACCCACUUCAUCAACAAACUUUUUGAGAACCUUCUUAAGAAGAAUGGUGUCAAGCACAAGGUGGCAACUGCUUAUCAUCCCCAAACAAGUGGCCAAGUUGAGAUUUCCAACAGGGAGAUAAAGUCCAUUUUGGAGAAGACUGUGGGGACAACAAGGAAGGAUUGGUCUACAAAGCUUGAUGAUGCACUUUGGGCCUAUAGGACUGCUUUCAAGACACCCUUGGGAACCACUCCCUUCAAUCUUGUCUAUGGGAAAGCUUGCCAUCUGCCAGUGGAGCUUGAGUACAAGGCAUUAUGGGCUGUUAAGAUGCUGAACUUUGACAUCAAGAGUGCCAAAGAGAAAAGACUUUUCCAACUCCAUGAGCUUGAUGAGAUUCGACUUGAUGCUUUUGAGAACUCAAGGAUUUACAAAGAAAAGACCAAGGCAUUCCAUGACAAGAAGAUCCUGAAGAGGGAGUUCAACAUUGGAGAUCAAGUGUUGCUCUUCAACUCUCGAUUGAAGUUGUUCCCUGGAAAACUUAAGUCAAGAUGGUCCGGCCCUUUCAAGAUCAAAGAAGUGAGGCCAUAUGGAGCAAUUGUGCUUUGGAACAAGACCGGUGGGGACUUUACAGUGAAUGGCCAAAGAGUCAAGCUGUACAUGGCGGCCACACCUGAGAAGGAAGGAACCUCGGUUCCACUUACCGAUCCCAAACCAGCCUAAACCAAAAAGGGGUAGUCAAGCUAGAGACUUAAAACAAGCUCACUUGGGAGGAAGUCCCACAUCUAUCCCUAUAUAUAUUACUGUUUAACUUGUGUGGUUUUUCUUUUGUGUGUUUGAUAAGUGUGUUUAAAAUUUUCAGGUGAUUCUCCACUUAAUCAAAGAAGAAAGAUGGCCAUCCAGCAAACCUACAAGUGUUAAAAUUAUUCAACUCCAUCUAGCAACUCCAAGCUAAGUGUCUCUACAACCAUUGGAAAUAUAUAGUUUUCAUGUUUGUUUCUUCUAGACCUCUUCUUUCACCUUGCUCUCACACAAGAGACUGUGUGAAGUAAGUGUGGGGGGGAGAGUCUACUUAUCUCACAUGUUUUCUGUUUUGUUUACUUGUCAUAAGCAUUGCAUAUCCAUUUGCAUAGAAAAUCCAUAAAAAUUUGCAAAAUUCCAAAAAUUACAAAAAAAAAAACAUUUAGUUAUAUCAUUUGCAUCUUUAGGUUUGAGUCUAGAUCAUAUAGAAUGCAUAGGUAAAAUCCUUACAAAGGACUCAUGCAAUGAACUCAUUGUUGAUACCCUUUUGAAUCAUAAUAAGUAGCUUGAGCUUCUUCUGAAUUUCUUGUAGACUUCGAGCCUUGAAAACUCCUCUUAAGACUCAUUGAAUCUUACUCUUUGAAACCAACUCCGAUCUUAGUUGACUUAAAUGAACUUAAUGCUUCUUGCUUAUGGUCUCUUGAGUACUAAAUCAUGGCUUUACACACACUUGAGCUUGUAUAAACCGUUUUACCAAUCUUUUUGACAACUCAAGUGGUAGUCCAUACCCUAAACCCUUCCCUUCUUUCAAACCAUCAUUAAUUGUUGAGUGAGGUCUUUUUGUGAAAGCUUGUCAUGUGCAAAAUCUUGAAAGUAUUAGGAGCGACAUUGAUUUGUUCUCAUCUCUUGCUAGCAUUAGGACCUCUUUUGGGCUAGCAUCUAGGAUGGUGGUUGGAAUGAUGUGCUUUAAUUAUUUUGAUCUUGGGGAUUGAAUUGGGAAAGAUUAUGUAAAGGAAAUGAAUCAAAAAGUGUGUCUAAAACAACUAAAAAAAAAAAAAAUUAAGAAGAUAGCUCAGAUUGUGUCAAUAAAAACCCCAAAAAGAAAAAAAAAAAAGAAUGGGGAAAAGAAAAUUUUGAGCUAAGAUACAUAGUUGUUAAGACAAAGAAAAGAAAAGAGUGUUCAUUGGGUAAGAGAUGAAAAUGGGUGUAUAUUUGGGAUUUGAGAUGAAGAAAAGAAAGGGUAGAACUUAAAAAUUGUCUAGGAAAAUGGUAGAAUGAUGAGAACCGAUUUAUGUAUGCAUUAAUUGCUUCUUUUCUUAGAUAAAUUUUGCAUAAUGAUCAAGCUCCUAUUCUUGAGUGUAAGUCACCAUAGCAAAAAGUAUUUGGACCCUUCUCAUUCUUCACAUUAAGCCAUUUUUUCUCACCAAACCAAAUGAUUUGGACCAAUUGGCAAUUUGCGAGAAUUCACUUAUGAUAUUUCUUAUUGAAUGUGAGAGUUGGUUGAUUUGAGGAUUCAUGAUAAUGAGUUAAAAGAUCAAAGGAAUUGAUAGGCCUAGAGAAGUUAGAGCUAAUAAAAACAUUUUGCUCUUGCUAUUUGGUAUGAUUUUGUAAGGAUAUCACAACGAUGGCAUUGAAGAGUUUCUUAAGGUCAUGAAUUUCCAUGUGUGUAUUGAAACAUCACUUCCCAUGUUCUUGAAAGUUUACUUGAGGACAAGUAAAGGACUAGUGUGGGGGAGUUGAUGUGUUGUGAUUUUGCAUAGUUUUAGCUUUGUUAUUUCAUAUAUAUUCAUGCAUUAACCUUACAUUUAUUUGCAUUUAGAGUCUAUUGCAUGUACAUUUGCAUCUUGUAGGUGUUGGAUGAAUUGUUUGGAGUUUUGGAGGUGAUUAGAGCACAAAAGGAGCUUUCGAGGAGUCUUGAACCGAACGUGUGAAAGACAAGCAUGGAUGAAGGUCUUAAAGAUAUCUUUUGAAACUUGUCUUUUGGGAAGACAUGGUAAAUUGAGUUAGCUUUACAAUGGAGGUGGUUUCAAGUCGUUUGGAGCUGUAUUGAGGGAUUUAUGAUCAAAAUACUACACACAUAUCAGUGUGUGCAACAUGGAGAAAGUGGAGAAAACUUUAAUGAGUGAGUUUUAUCUCUUUAAAGCUUGCAACAUGGGGGAUGGGUUGUCUAUCAUGAGUUUGGUGGUUCUUUUGGCCUAACUUUCUCUACCUUUUCUGAAGAGGCAAGACUACUUUGGCCAUAUGAAGGGGCAAAAGGUGUUCUAUAAUGGAAGAAAGUGGAGAAUAACUUUUAUGAGUGUGUUUUAUGCUUUAUGCUUUCACAUGAUGGAUGUGUUGUCAUCCUCCUUUACUUAGGCUAUAAAAGAGACUGCAAGGGGAAGGAGGAAGACACAAUACACAGAGUACAAUACAACAAAGAGUAGAGAGUGAAAGUUUUAUAGUUUCAUAUUUUGUAUUUUGAGAGUUUGAGAAAAAACAUUUGUUCUUGGAGUGUUCUUGAAGUUUAUGUUAUAAAGUCUUGUUUUCCUUUAGCCAUUCUCUUCAUCUAAUUUCUGUUUUUUUGUUUUCAUAUAUCAUAUCAUCUUGGUUAUGCUUCUAUCCAUCAUGGGAUUAAGUGUAAACAAGAUGAUUAGUGAGUAAUCACCCUUAGGAUCAAUGGGUUAGGUAGAUUAAUGGGUGAUUAGGGAAGAGUUAAGGUGUUCUAAUGCUUAAAUGCUUAGAUUUCUAUGCUUACUAAGUAUUCUUAAUGCUAGAUUAAUUUUGGCCAUUUUAAUUUAGAUUCUAAGUGUUUGUAGGGCAUCGAAAGUGUUUGCAUAAUGCUUGAAUGGACCUAGUAAAGCUCUAGCUUGAAUAACCAAGGAAUUGUUGUUAGGAUUGCUAGAUGGUUAGUAGACUAGAACUUAAUGUAUGUUUGAGUGAACAAAACGAACGGAAGUUGAUGUUUAGUUCAUAAUUGCAUAAGGGUUUCUACCACGGGAGUGGAUUAAUCUAAAUUGAAUGAAAUCUAGACCUAUAGAAAGUUAAGAUUAUUUGAAGUUAGACGCCUUGAUUUAGAACUAUCACCUUGAAAUCAAUUGCCUAUAUACCCAUUGGUUCUUCUUUGUUAUAUUUGAAUUAAAACUCAAGUUAUUUCGCACUAUUACUUGUUACAAACAAACAUCAUUUGAUUGCACUUAGAUUGAGAUAAAUGGCUUGCAUUCUUAGUGCUUAGAAUCACUAGAGAUUGGAUUGACAUCUUAAGUACUACAACACUUAAGGAUUAAACUUAUCUUUUAUCAGUUUCCCUCAUAGCAUUGGCUUUGGGGAUCAAACUUUUGGAAGUUAUUUCAAUGACAAAAAAAAAAAAUCCUAAAUUUAAUCUGUCAAGUUAAGUUAAUUUGUUGUCAGAAAAUAAAAUAAAAAUUUCUAUCGGAUCUCAAUUAAAUUUGUCGAACAUCAUGUACGUAAGUCAGUGGAAAAUAUAUCUAUGCAAUCCUAUAUUAAUUUUUCAAAAUUAAGUAUUUAAAAUUAAGUAUAUAUGUAGCCAAAAAAAUGAAAUCCAACGAAUCUUAAUUAAAUAAUAAAAAUAAAUAGAUUUUUGGUUAAAUAUUAAAAUUUUAAUAAGGAACCGCUAGUUGCAAAGAAGGAGAAAAUCGCAGAUAAAAAAAAGAGAGAAGAAACAAGAAAAGAAGAAAAUGAAAUAAAAAACUUUUGGCAGCUCUCUUUUAUUAGAUUAGGUUAAGGAAGAAAAGGGUAAAUAUGUAAUUGUAUUAAUUUACGAAUUAAAAAAAUCAAUUUAUAAAUAAAAUUAGACAUGGUCCUUUGAAGAUUGCUCCUUGAGAUAUAGGGCUAGGAAAGAUAAUGUUCCGUUGGUGUCUCGAGCUUUCAUCCAACGAGAAGACGAUGGCCAAGACACAGCAAGGGAGAGGUGAUGAUGGAGGUUUCUGCUGAUGGAGAAGGUUGAUCGGUACUCUAUGGUGGAAGGUCGCAUAUCGAGUUAGCCAUGUCGAUGGAGGUGAAGCUAGGGAAACAGAGGGCUCACCGCGAGUUGAGAGCACUGAUAAGGACUUUAUUUAAAUCCAAGUAUCGAAUCAAUGUAGUAUUUAAGAGUCAAUCCAAUUCUAAAUGGUUUCAAUGCAAAGAUAAUACAGGUUCAUACUUAAUCUAAGUGCGCUCAGUGUAAUGAAGCGAUAUGAUUUAACUAACAAGACUCUAAGACAAUAAAUUAACAAACUUUCAAGCAAUAGGAUAAAGGAGGACUCAUGAGUCUAGGAAUUUGACUUCAGAUUAUUAAACUUCAAUCUAGAAUGGCAAGGUAUCAAUCAACAUAUUCCCUUAAGUCUAGACAACAAGGCUAAACAAGUUCUUUGUCAAGAUAAAUGUUCAUUUAGUUUCAUUGAUCAAACAUCAAAUGCCUUUGGUUUGUGUCAUUCAAGUAAUCGUUAAGAGUGGGUCUAUUAACUAUCUAAGCUCUCCUAACAUCAAAUGCCUUUGGUUAAGCUAGCAAAGAGCAAGUUGAGUUGGCUCAGACAUUUCAUCAAACACCUCCCGGGCAAUGAAAUGUCUAGAGUUCUAAUCUAAAGAGGUCAACUCUAAACUAGCAUUAAGAUUACUCAAACAAGCAAUUGAAUAGAUUAAUAUAACUCUAAACACCCUAGAUCAUCAUUUAAUUAUCCUAAUCAUCCUAACCCAUGAAUCCAAAUAUGACUACUCACUCAAAAUCAUUGGUUGAUUUAAGACCAAACAUGAUUAAUGAUCAAGGUAAUCAAGCAAACACAAAAGAAAUAGAUCAAGAUUAAAUCUUUAUCUCCAAAAUGGUUUUUUAUUUGAUAAAUAACAAGAUAUCCUUCUAAAAUUCGGUUUACAAUAUAUUUAUACUAGCUUAAAAACACAAGGAUAAAAUGGAAAAUGAUCUGUUUCGGAUGACGGCCUCGACCAUCUCUAGCCCGCGAAGUAAGCCCGCGAAAUCAAGUACUUCGAUCGCGACUAGGCCUGGGCAUAAUAUCCGUAACCCAAAAUCCGAACCGAACCCGAACCAAAAAACCCGAUCCGUAUCCGGUCCGAAAUGUAAAAAAUAUCUGAAUGGAUCUUGUAAGGUGGUACAAAACAUAUCCGAACCCGAAGUGUUAUUAAACGACCUAGAACGGAUAACCCGAAAACCAAAAAAUCCGAAAAAAUAUCCGAAGAAACCGAUCCGAAUGUCCCAAAUAAUAUACAACUAGGUUAAGACCCGCACCUUGCGCGGGAUCAACAUUAUAUAUAAAAAUUAUUUUAUGUAUUAAAUAUUUUUACAUAUUAUAAAAUAAUUAAUAUAUAUUAAAUAAUUAAAGUUCAAUAACUAUUAAAUAUACAAUUAAAUUGGUGCGAACAUAUAAAUUAAUUUUAUUAAUCCAAAAAAUAUUUUUUUUAUAUUUGAUAAGAUAUGUAAUUAAAUUUAAAUGAUACUAACAUAAAUAAUAUAUUUUAGUAUAUUUUUAAUAUUAAUAUUUAUUAAAUGAUGAUUUCUACUCAUAUAGUUUUUUCGAUCAUUUAUCUUUUUUAUAGAAAAAAAUUUAAAUUACUGAUAACAAAAUUUUCAUUGUGGGAUUAAUAGUUUUAGUAAUUUAUAAUUAAAAAAAAAAGUUGUCAAUGAUCGUUCAAAACUUUUAUCAAAAAAAUUGUUCAAAGUAAAUUUUGAAACUAAAAUAUUGUAUUUUAUAUAGUUUAUAGUUUAAUUUAAAAUGAUAUAUAUAUAUCAAUCUUAAUAAUUAAUUAAAUUAGACUUUUUACUUAUAUAAUUUUUGUAUUCAUUUGUAUUUUGUCAUAACAAAAUUUUUAAACCAUGGAUCAUAAAAUUUGAAUGUGAGACUCUUAACAGUUUUUGUAAUUUAUAGCCGUUUGUAAAAAUUCAAAAUAUAACAUAUACAUAAAAAUCUAAAUUUUUAUUAUAUGGUUAUUGUGGUUGUUUAAUUUAUUUAAUAGUUUAAAAUUAAACAAAUAUGAUAGAAGAUAUACUAUUUUUUUAUCAAAUCUUUAUUAUUCAAAAUCAUUAAUUGCCAUAUAUACUUUAGCCACAUUAGGCAAUUCCGUAAAUUUUAUUUAAGGAAAUAAUAAAGUACAUUAAUGAUGAAUUUAUUGUUAGUUUAAUAAAAAUCUUAUUAUAUAAUUAGAUGGACCAACAUAAUUCUCUAAUGAUUCUAAGAAUCAUUCUAGUGAUGACAUGUGGCUACAAAAAGAAGUUGUAAUGCUUCUCAAAUAAUAUAUAUGGGAUAUAAUUAUAUGAAACAUGAAUAUAUACUUCAAAUAUUCAAUUUCAUAUUUAUUUUGAUAUGUUAUCUAACAAUAAGUAUUUAAAAUUUAAAUAACUACUUUAAAUACUUAAUUAUAUAUAAAUAAAUAUAUAUUUCCUAUGUUUUACUUUUAAAUUUUAGAUUUUAUUUCGGGUAUAUCCAAACCGAUCCGAUAUAACCCGAAUCCGAAUGAUAUAUGAUUACUUUAUGGGUUCUAUGAUGUGAUACAAAACCGACCUGAACCCGAUGUGUUAUAUCCGAACCCGACCUGUACUUGCAAAUUUACUAGAAUAGGACCUAGGAGGUGUUAUAAAAGAGAACCGAAAUCUAAAAAAUCCGAUCCAAACGCCAACGGGUACCCAAACAUCCAGGCCUAAUCGCUACCCACACAUCCCGCGGUAUCACCUCGCGAAAUGGCCUGGUCGGAUUCAUCGUAACACGGCCGCGGCCUGCCUUCACCUGCGACGUCUACCCGCGGUUCUCCCUGGAGCUCUCUGCCACGAAUCCGCGGUGAAGCUCAUCCCGUGUCUGUGGUCCGGGUCCGCUUCUUCCCAUGCUCGAGUCUCUGCCAUGUUUCCGCGGUCGCAACCAACCCGCUGUGUGAGUCCGCGGCGUCUCUCCUAUCCACCGCAGCCAAGCUCAGCCCGUGUCGUCAACCAGUCGUGCUCCACCACAAGAUCUCUGGUCCAAGUCGUCUCUCCUCUGCCAAGCUCAAACCAAGCCGUAAAUCUACUUCGUCUUUGUCCUAGUCAUCUUCGCCGUGCUCAGUCGUCAUGCUCAGCUCUGUCAUGGUCGUGCUCUCAGCUUCACUCCGUCGUCGGGGAAGUCGCAGUCUUCUCGUAGCGGAGGAACCACGAAGCAACAUUGGUGGAUUUUGGACUUUUUACACAUCUGGCCCUUUAUCUUUUCGCUAUGUAUGAUGUGACCCCAAAACUAUUAAAUUUACAGACAAGUCCUCUCGAA